Adineta ricciae is the source of this 1755-nucleotide messenger RNA. The record is from the annotation of a GenBank genome assembly. NCBI's taxonomy places the organism in Eukaryota, Metazoa, Rotifera, Eurotatoria, Adinetida, Adinetidae.
AUGUUCGCUUCGAGUUUAAUCACCGAUGAUAAUCAUGUCCCUGCGGGUAGCAGCAAUUUUGAUCGUUAUGAACUACAAAACGACACAACAAACUGUCAACAACUGUCAUCAAGCGGCCAUGCUAGUGCAUCACUAGUUCCGCAGCCUGAUUCGUGGCCACAUCAAAGCAAAAUGCAACGAAGUGCAAGUACGACGUCGCAAACAUUCAUUCCAUCCGCUCAAUUCGAUUCAAAUACAUGGAAUUUUUCAUCAUUGAACGUAAAUGCUGGCGGUUGUGGAGAUAGUCAUGCAAAUUCAGAUCAGUUAUUUGGAACUGAGUCGAUACUUCAACAAGCAGUACCAGGAACACUCGCCGUACCAAGAAGUUGGCAUAGUGAAAUUGUUGGUUCGACAUCUUCUACGUACAAGAAUGAUAUUGACUCGCAGUCGAUCAAUGACACGGAUAGAAGUGUGUACGAAAAACAGGAAGAAUAUAAAACAUUGAACACGACCGAUGGUCCACCAGUAAUAUUUUCGUCAAGGAGUGAAACAAAUCGAUUUCUCAACGAGCUGCCCCCAUCAUCGUUAAUCACAUCGAAUGGAACCAAUACUCGUAAUAGUGCUUUUGCAGAAUUCAAGAAUACUCCCAUCGAUGAAAGUUUCGAACAGAAUAAAAAUGUUGUUUUAACAGAGGAACAACGAGCUGCAAUAGCAAAUAUUGAUACUCAACAACCGCCGCCAAUGAUCAUUCGAAAAAAAGCAACGGCUAGUGAUAUGAUGUACCAACAAAAUAUAUCAGUGCGAUAUUUACAACCGCCGACACCGCCUCCACCAGGCCCAAUCAUCAUCCGUGAGGUUCGUCCGCCUCCAACAUGUCCAAAAUCUCCGAUUCAUAUUCGACAACGACCAGCGCCUAGCCGAACACCACCACCACUUAUUUUUCGAGAAAGACCUCCACCGAUUCCACCUCGACCGCCAUGCCAAGUCAUCGAAAAAUUGUUACCACCGCCUCCGCGUCCACCACGACGAUUAAUUGUCGAACAACUUGGACCAUGUCCUCCUAAACCAUCGGACGUGAUUAUCGAACGAUGGCUUCCGUACCGACGAAAUGAUCAACGACGAAUCUUCUACGAACGAGUGCCGACUACUUAUAGACCACCUUCUCCAAAUGUUCUCGUCAUGCAUGGGUCACCACAAGCACGUAUUCAUAAGGAAUUUAUUAAUCAAGGAGUUAGUCGUGCUGAUCCAAAUUAUUACCUUCAACAUUACGGACACGAAAUCAACUCGUCACAAUUACAUUCUCAGUAUGCUCAUAUAAUUGACGAGGCAACUCGUACUUUGCCACCCCCGCCGUUACCUCCGCCUCCACCGCAUCCGAGUGUCGAAUAUCAUACGUAUAAUCCAUCCGAUUCCAACUUUCAUUCGCACCCGUCUCCUUCGUUUAUAUCAAACAUUUGGGAAAGAAUGAAAUCAGCAGCACCAUAUCCGUCGCCUGGAUCCUAUCAAAAUAAUUAUCCAUCGUACAAUCAACAGAAUUCUCCCUACCCGUACACCAACCCGCCACCUUAUUCAAGUGAUCCUAGAGCAGUACCUCCGGUAGUACAACCAUGGUCUGGUCAUAAUUACCCAUCACCUUCUCUUCCUCUUAUUCCCCCUUCUCCUUAUCAAUCAAUUCAGCCUACACAAACAAUUCAAGUGCAAUCAGAUACCGAACUUCAUCGUGUUCUUUCUGGUUUGACCAAUGGUCGUGUACCAACUCCGUUGCGAGCUUAUUAG